Messenger RNA from Lathyrus oleraceus (garden pea), 690 nucleotides. RefSeq lists its product as uncharacterized. Bases 1 to 690 code for a protein of 229 amino acids. The transcript has 3 exons. The record is from RefSeq and is a predicted model, not a curated record. NCBI's taxonomy places the organism in Eukaryota, Viridiplantae, Streptophyta, Magnoliopsida, Fabales, Fabaceae.
AUGCCUCGUCUUCCGAUGGAGGGUGACAUAGAUGUGGGUAACCAAUUUAAAAAUAAAUAUGAUUGUGUGAUUUCCAUAAAGAAAUAUCACAUGAAACACUGUGUGUAUUUUAAGUUGACAGAUUCCAAUAAGAAGAGAUAUGUAAUAUGCCGUAAAAAUGAUACAUACACGGAUCCUUCAAUCAAGGUGAGUGUUUGUAUCAGUAAAAUUGUUUCUGAAUACAACUUCACUCCGUCAUACAGGAAAACAUGGAUUGCAAGGAAUAAAGUAAUUGAACAGGUAUACGAUAACUGGGAGAACUCAUACAAAGAAAUUCCACAUUACUUGUUAGCACUUAAAAUUUUUGUUCCUAGUACAGUGGUGGAAAUGGAAACCCUACCCAUAUAUACAGAUGAAGGCACUCUUGUUGAAGGGAAACAUAUCUUCCACGACUAUUUUGUACAUUCCAACCUUACAUUAGAGGCGAUGCAUAUUACAAGCUUAUACAUCAAAUUGAUGGAACUUGGUAAUAUGACAACUAAAGGUUGGAGUUUCUUUAUACAAAACUUGAGAAGGCAUGUUGCUCCUCAACCUGACCUAUGUUUGAUUUUAGACAUGCAUGCAUCAAUUGAAAGUGCAUACAAUAACCCAAAUAAUGGUUGGCAUAAUCCUCCAUCUAUGCAUGUCUACUAUACCAGACACAUUGUGUAA